AGAAUUAAAAGAAGAGAAAGGGAAGAAAGGUUGAUCAAACACUAUUUUUAAAAAAACUACAAAAUGAUGCUCACUGGCAAAGGUGGCGAGAAAUCUCGAUGGAGUAAGGUGUGGUAUUCGACCAAAAGUUAUUUCACGAACGUUUGUCGUGUUUAUCUCGACUUUGCUGGACCUCUUUUGCUGUUAGUUGCCGUGAAUAUGGCGAUUGAUUCGCAGGACAAGGAGCGUUUUGGAUUGGGUUGGUUGUAUUGCACAGGCCUUAAAAGUGAUCAGGAGCGAGAGGUGAAAUUUCCACCACAUGAACCUUCCAGCGCUGCUCAACGUCGUCGAGUGGAGGCCGCCAGCGCUGUCGAUGCUGUGGCUUCCCUUUAAAAUGAAGAGAAAUAAAGAACAUCGAAAUAAAAGGCAAAGAAGAGGAAAAUAAAAAAAAGAGGAACAGGAAGAAGGGGUUCACAGCUUGUGUGAGACCUUUGGCAGGAGAAAUCAGCUACAACCUCCACAAAUUUUUUCUUUUCUAAUUUUCCACUACAGCGCAUCCUCCAGAUCUUUGUUGAGAGGGAGUGUUUGGUUUGUUCGGAACUUAUGCCAUGACGUUUUUUCAAAUGAUGUGGGGAAAAAAAAUAGCGGAAGGUGGAAGAGGAAGGGAGUAUAAUGUGUCCCUUAGUUCUAAUGAAAGUAAAACGA
Phytomonas sp. Hart1 is the source of this 684-nucleotide messenger RNA. Lineage: Eukaryota; Euglenozoa; Kinetoplastea; Trypanosomatida; Trypanosomatidae. The record is from the annotation of a GenBank genome assembly.